GCGAGUUGCUGUGGAACUGCUGCCAGGGGAUACGGAGCACGAGCUGGUCUCGGGGACGGACAGGGCUCUCGGUGUGUUUUAGUGGCAGCGCGGUGUUUACAGCCGCUCCAAUCUCACUGCUUAAUUACUGCGGGUUUCUUCAGCACGGCAGCUCCUCUCAGCCAAGAUAGACGCCCUGGAACAGCCAAGAAUGCCUAACAUCAAGAUUUUCAGCGGCAGUUCGCAUCCAGACCUGUCUCAGAAGAUCGCUGACCGGCUGGGGCAGGAGCUGGGGAAAGUUGUCACCAAGAAGUUCAGCAAUCAGGAAACAUGUGUAGAGAUCGGCGAGAGCGUGCGUGGAGAGGACGUUUACAUUGUUCAGAGUGGCUGUGGUGAGAUAAACGAUAACCUGAUGGAGUUAUUGAUUAUGAUCAAUGCGUGUAAGAUCGCGUCAGCCUCACGAGUGACUGCGGUCAUCCCCUGCUUUCCCUACGCCAGACAAGACAAGAAGGAUAAGGUGGGGAGCCGGGCACCAAUCUCUGCCAAGUUAGUUGCCAACAUGCUUUCAGUAGCUGGAGCUGAUCACAUUAUCACUAUGGACCUGCAUGCCUCUCAGAUACAGGGUUUUUUUGAUAUCCCAGUGGAUAAUCUGUAUGCUGAGCCUGCAGUUCUGAAGUGGAUCAAGGAAAACAUUAACGAGUGGAAGAACUGCACUAUCGUUUCACCUGAUGCAGGCGGAGCCAAGAGGGUGACGUCCAUAGCAGAUCGUCUGAACGUAGACUUUGCUCUGAUACAUAAAGAGAGAAAGAAGGCAAAUGAAGUUGACCGCAUGGUUCUUGUCGGUGAUGUGAAGGACAGAGUGGCCAUCCUUGUGGACGACAUGGCCGAUACCUGUGGCACCAUCUGCCAUGCAGCAGACAAGUUGGUUUCUGCUGGAGCUACCAAAGUUUACGCUAUUCUGACCCAUGGCAUCUUCUCUGGGCCUGCAAUCUCUCGUAUAAACAAUGCCAACUUUGAGGCUGUGGUCGUCACCAAUACCAUUCCACAGGAGGACAAGAUCAAACACUGCAACAAGAUACAGGUUAUUGACAUCUCUAUGAUCCUGGCAGAGGCAAUCAGACGAACCCACAAUGGAGAGUCAGUGUCGUACCUGUUCAGCCAUGUCCCUUUAUAACACGCACACACACACACACACACACACAUACAUAGACAGACAUUCAUGCUCUCUUUCCCCAAUAUAUCUACAGGUACACAUACACACACAUUCAUUUAGUUACACACUCACAUUCUGUACACACACACAUCCUCACACGCUCCCAUGUUGCCAUUGCUUGUCAUAAAAUAAAUACAAAUACCUAAGAGAACAUUACAGCUAUUCACCUGCUGUAAUGAACAUUUUACAAACUCUAUGCUGCCAUUAUUUUAGGAAUCCCUAAUCACCAGGGGUUAUAUCUGCUACUCCAUCUUUAAGCUUUAUCUGAUUGUUGAAGCUGAGCAUUAUCUGGUGUUACUCAGCAAUUUGUCAGUUAAUUAGUUUUUAGGACUGGUUUGCUUGAAAUAAGCUUUUACAAAUUGUGGAAUGCAACAUUUGCUAGAUUGGACAAGCCCUAUAGAAUGCAGGUAAAAAUCCGGUUCAGCCUAGUGAAUUAGAUUUAUUUAAUAUAAAGAGGGCAGAAUUGCUUCGUAACAUGGAGUUUUCAGUUUAAAAGGCCAUACUACAGUAUAAAACUAGAUUGUGUUAUUGGUAACUGUAAUAAAGAAUGGUCAUAAAACAAAAGUAUCUGCCACUGUAUGUUUGAUUACAUCCAAAUGAAUCUCUGCAGAAGUGAUAUUUCAUGUCCUUAUAAUAUUCAUACAAAGAAUUCUAAUUCCAAAUUGAGACACACUCUAGUUUUACUUAUUUUGACUGAAAAUGAGCAACAGUUAUUCAUCAGGUUGAAUGAGUUUUUUUUUUUUUACCAGCAUUCUGUAAAUAAAGCUUGUCCAGCCUCACAGCAGGUACUAUAAAAGGACACAUCUGUGGGAAAUGCCUGGACAUGUGAACUUUCUCUGAUUCUAACUGGAAAUCUGUGUGUGACCAAAUAUUGGGUGAUUGAUCCACAUUAGCUGGAUAUGAGUCUCCUAAUGACAUUUUGUUUUACAGGCAGAUUUAAAAAAAAAAAAAGUACUUUUUACUACACAUCAGUCACUAUCAGGUACAUUAUAGCCAGAAGGUUCUGGUACAGUGCAGCGGUGGCAUUGUAAUGAUUUGGCCAUGUUUUAGAAUAUUGUUGUGGCAGCUGGAUUUCUUUAUUUAUCUCAAAGGGAUAUUUUCUUUCAAGUGGGAAUUUUCUUUUUUGUGCAGUAUAUUGCUUUAAUAUUUUUUUUGUGGCUGCUGAAGAUUCAGGGAGUUCAUUAAAGUGUAAAGUAGAAAGAAGAGUCAAGGCUUAAGUUAGUAUAUUUUUCUAUAUGAAGGCAUUUGUUGAGAUGUUGCUAAAUGUUUGUUUUACGUAAAUGUUUGUGCUCUGUGUUUACUCGUGUGGUUUCAAGGCUGCAUGAGGACAGAUCUGUUCUGAAGUGCCCUUCAGUGCUCAUUAAUCUCUCUCUUUCUAUCUCUCUCUCUUUUGCCUCUCCCUAUCUAUCCCUAUCUGUUGUCCUUUUUCUCUCUUUCAAAAACAUACACAAAAAAGUACAAAAUGUAAGAGUAAAAUGUUUAAGCCUUUUUUAUCAAACUGUGGCAUUUGUAUUUGUGUAAUGUUGUCACCUCUUUCCUUUUGACUGUGAAGGAUGUUUGGAAUGUUUUGACCUUCUCAAUAGAUGAAGGACUCCAUGAUUUAAUUGGUCAGAGUCUGAUGCCUUAAAAAGUGUUGAAAGAAGUGAAUGUGGGCAGAGCCUUUGUUUGGUUAUUUCUCCUCUCCACCAAGCAGACUGUCACCUGAAUGAACAAUAAAUCAUCUCAGAUUUAUCACUUCA
Molecule: messenger RNA, 2931 nt
Organism: Astyanax mexicanus (Mexican tetra)
Lineage: Eukaryota; Metazoa; Chordata; Actinopteri; Characiformes; Acestrorhamphidae
Gene: prps1a
Product: phosphoribosyl pyrophosphate synthetase 1A
Exons: 7
Coding region: 191-1153 (320 amino acids)
Biological process (GO): purine nucleotide biosynthetic process; ribonucleoside monophosphate biosynthetic process; 5-phosphoribose 1-diphosphate biosynthetic process
Cellular component (GO): ribose phosphate diphosphokinase complex; cytoplasm
Molecular function (GO): ATP binding; ribose phosphate diphosphokinase activity; magnesium ion binding
Source: RefSeq, a predicted model, not a curated record